Molecule: messenger RNA, 1160 nt
Organism: Laccaria bicolor S238N-H82
Lineage: Eukaryota; Fungi; Basidiomycota; Agaricomycetes; Agaricales; Hydnangiaceae
Exons: 5
Coding region: 39-1094 (351 amino acids)
Source: RefSeq, a predicted model, not a curated record
UUUCACUUCAAUUUUAGAAACUACUUCCAGCUUGCAGUAUGCACACCAAGUACUCUAAGGACGACAUAAAGCGCUGGCAUCUCGAGCUCCAUCCAGACGUUGUGAGAGAGUUGGCUACUAACUCAUUUCCGCACCCCAUCAAACACGCUUUCCAUCCCACCCAUGCAAAUCUGACCCACACUCACGGGAGUGAAGUAAGAACGCAGGAAUGGACUUCCAGACAUCAUAGGAAACACAGACACAUCCAGGUGUCUCCGCGCACCAACAAAAAACGCCAUGAAACAACUUUGUUGAGGAAAAUGGCGCGUCUGCGGAAAAUCGAAUACUGGAAUAUCAGUUGGUGGGUGGCUACGAGCUUCACAUUAGGAAGCAUCAUUUGGGUCGUCAACGGCUUCACCUCCUGGCUGCCGCUCGUCAAUUCCCACUUUGGCGUAUCCCUAGUAAGCACGGGCGUCACCACCUUCAUCGGCGCGACCAUCUUCGAAAUUGGAUCCAUUUUCGGUAUGUGGGAGGCCUGGAACAGGGACGAUCGCGCCUCGUUUGGUUGGGCCGUUCACCAUAAUCAUGAUGAGGAGCGCGUAGAGGUUAAGAGAGAGGAGGUGGAGGUGGCUGUUGUGCAGCGGGGAGGGAACAAGCGCUGGAUAUGGUUUACGCUUGAUAGAAGGUAUUGGCGCGAGCUUGGGUUCUUGGCGGCGUUUUGCCAGUUUUGGGGUGCGACUAUCUUUUGGAUUAGCGGUUUUACCGCGCUGCCCUCCAUUCAAGAAGGCCUCUUGUCCAGGAAUGGCGUAAGAGACGGCGUGUUCUGGACACCACAAGUCGUCGGAGGCUCGGGUUUCAUCAUCAGUUCCACAUUCAUCAUGCUCGAAUGUCAACACAAAUGGUAUAAACCAAAACUCCGUGACUUAGGCUGGAACAUUGGAUUCUGGAACUUCAUCGGCGGCGUAGGGUUCACACUAUGUGGCGCAUUGGGGUACGGGUCUGCGUUCAAGAGCGGCGUGUUAUAUCAGAGCUCGCUGUGUACUUUCUGGGCCAGCUGGGCGUUCUUGAUAGGGAGCGUUCUUCAAUGGUACGAGAGUGUGAAUGGUGUUCAAUGAAUUUUGACGGGGUUGUCGAUUUUUUUGUACUAGUAGGUCUGAAGAUUCUUUGCUACUCUGGUUCUG